CUCUUUCUUUACGUCUCCGAUGCAAAUUAGAGAGAGAGAGAGAGAGAGAGAGAGAGAGAGAGGGAGGGAGUAAUGCCAUUAUUGUUUAUUAAUACGCUGUUAGCCAAAACAGGGAUGAAGGGAAGCUGAGGGCUUUUCGUCUUUUGCAACCCUCUUUGCAUUAUCUCCUUCCCUUUCUCCAAUUAAGCCUCGGUCGUUCCUCCGUGCCCAUAAAGAUUCGAUCCCGUUAUCUAUUAUGAAACUCAAAGUGGAUUGCAGUUUUGAGGGAUAGCAAUUAUUUUUUAUGUUUUUUUUGUUGGUUUUUCCUCAACGGGCUAUUGAAAUUCCGUGACGCUACUGGAUCAAUGUAACAUCAUCGGAUGGUUGUAACGAAAGGACUCGGGUUUCUUGCAUAUACGAGAGGCGCAUGUGGCUGGUUGGUGUAUGUGCGUUACUUUCUUUUUUAUUGGCGGUGAACUGAGUCAUGAAUGGGAGUUGGCUUGAACCAGGAUUUGGUGGGAAGACAUUUUGAGUAACAUUCGUCUGGUUUGCAGUAGUUCGUGGGCAUCUAUUUAUGGGCUAAACUGUGGCUUUUAGACAUUUCAUGGGAGGUUUAGAGGAUGAAGAACCACCCUUGAAGCGUAUAAAAUCAUCUCCACAAGAAUCAAGGAGUGUACUGAAGAACUUGCCUCUGAUUGAGCCUAUUGGCUCUUCUAGAGACACCAUGGCAAAAUAUGUACGUUUAGGGGAUGAAACAGUUGGCUCUAAGGGUAUUAUCAAAAAGGUGGAAUUUGUUAGGAUAAUAACAAGGGCUCUAUAUUCCUUGGGUUACGAGAAAAGUGGUGCUCUUCUGGAAGAAGAAUCAGGGAUAUCCCUAAACUCAUCAACUGUGAAUUUGUUUAGGCAGGAAGUUCUUGAGGGGAAAUGGGAUAAGAGUGUGGCGACCUUGGGUAAAAUUGCACAGUUGGAAGAUAAGAUCGUGAAAUCAGCAUCUUUUCUGAUAUUGGAGCAGAAAUUUUUUGAGCUUCUUCAAAAGGAACAAGUCCUAGAUGCAUUAAAAACAUUGAGAUUAGAAAUUGCCCCUUUGUGCAUAAACAAAGAUAGGGUGCAUGAGCUUGCGGGUUGUAUUGUUUCACCUGCACGAUAUGAGAGACUUGUGCGCGACGAUGCUCUUCAUGAUAAUCCACGUUUACGGCUUCUCGAGGAACUACAGAAAUUGCUUCCUCCUUCUGUUAUGGUGCCUGAAAGGAGGUUAGAACAUCUUCUUGAGCAAGCUCUUAAUGUACAGAGAGAAUCUUGUGUCUUUCACAACUCCCUGGACAGUGCACUUUCAUUGUACCAUGAUCAUCAGUGUGGGAGAGACCAGAUUCCAACCAAGACACUUCAGGUGCUGCAGUCACACCAGGAUGAAGUAUGGUUUCUGAAGUUUGCUCAUAAUGGAAAAUACUUGGCCUCAUCAUCCCGUGAUUGCACUAUAAUAUUGUGGGAGGUAAGUAAGGACGGUGAGGUGUCACUCAAGCAUACACUAAUGGGGCAUCAGAAGCCAGUAUUUUUUGUCACAUGGAGUUUUGACGACUGUCAGCUGUUAACUUGUGGCAUUGAAGAGGUUGUUCGCCGGUGGGACGUGGAGUCAGGUAGCUGUUUACAAGUAUAUGAGAAAAGUAACUUCGGUCUUGUUUCUUGUGGAUGGUUCCCAGAAGGCAAAAAGUUGUUUGCAGGCAUGAAUGACCGAAGUGUCUGCAUAUGGGACUUAGAAGGGAAAGAACUUGAAUGGUGGAAGGGGCAGCGGGCUGUUAAGAUGUCUGACAUGUUCAUAAUGAGUGAUGGAACUGUUAUAAGUAUGAAUAAAGAGACAACAAUUGUUUUGAAAGACGGGCAAACAAGGACUGAGAGAGUGAUUUUAGAAGAUAAUUGCAUCACUUCAUUUUCUAUAUCAAGAGAUGAGAGGCACCUACUUGUGAACCUGUCAAACCAGGAGAUUCACUUGUGGAGCACAGUAGGAGAGCCAAAGUUACUGGCCAAGUAUAAAGGUCAUAAGCGUACUCGGUUAGAUAUACGUUCUUGUUUUGGUGGGUCAGAGGAAGCCUUUGUUGCUAGUGGUAGCGAGGAUUCAAUGGUUUACAUAUGGCACAGAGGUACAGGGAAGUUACUGGAGAAACUUCCUGGGCAUUCAGGAGCUGUCAACUGUGUAAGUUGGAAUCCUGCUAACCCUUGUAUGCUGGCAUCAGCUAGUGAUGAUCGAACGGUAAGGAUUUGGGGUAUAAGUAAUGUCAGUCCGAAACUUGUUAAUGCAUGUUCCAAUAAUUUUGUCAUCAAUCACUGCAAUGGAAUAAGAUAGAUAAAACACCACUUGAAAUUGCAAUUAGAAGUCAGUUAUCUGAAAUUUAUCCUUUGUUUGUCUUAUGUAAAUUCUUGUUUCUUGGCAAUCAUCGCAAACAAUGUGUAAUUACGCAACUUGCUGUUUGCCAAUGAACCCUUAUGACGAUUUAUUUGUCACUUCUCAUUUAGAUUAAUUUUAGCUGGAGAAGGAACUUCCUUUU
This is a messenger RNA of Nymphaea colorata (pocket water lily), 2519 nucleotides long. RefSeq names its product WD repeat-containing protein 26 homolog. NCBI's taxonomy places the organism in Eukaryota, Viridiplantae, Streptophyta, Magnoliopsida, Nymphaeales, Nymphaeaceae. The coding region runs from base 584 to 2317 and encodes 577 amino acids. Gene Ontology annotation, molecular function: protein binding. The record is from RefSeq and is a predicted model, not a curated record. The transcript has 6 exons.